CAGUGAUAUUUGGAAGUGGACUGGAGCUAAACUUAGCCCUGACAGAAGGCUCGUCAUCACAACAUACUCAACACACCACAGCGGGUUACAAUGGACAGUGUCCCGUUACCACAGAGGCUGCUGUAUCUCACUGGUGUCACCGGCCAACCAAGAUGUAGACUUAAAGACUGCAGGCUUUUCUUUCUUUCACUCUCUACACUUGUAUUCCUCUCUGUCACGAUGGGCAGCUAUAGCUCAGCCCUCAUUCCUGACACUGAAGAGUUUGAUUCAGUUGUGUCGAUGGCAGAGAAGCUGAAUGAGCAGGUAGCUCAUGCUGCAGAUGAGAGGUUACAGUCAGAGCUUCAGACUCUGGUAACACUCAUGAUGGAGGAGGAAAAAAAAGAAAACCAGUGUGAGGAGCCGGAUUCUUUAACACGUCAAGAAAACGCUCCGGAACCAAGCCACAAUGGGUCUGCCCUGCCUGCAGCAGCAUCCAAAAGUGUUCCCAUGCAGUCCUUCAUCUCCCUGUUACCCGAGGCUCUCUCUGCUGUACUACAUCCGACGCUGCCCCCACACAUCAACUCCGACCCCCAGCCGAGCAGAAAUCCACCGAGCCUGCAACAGCUGCAGACAGAUCUGAGAGACCUGAGGGACCAGUUUGAACUGAUGAAGAGUCAGCACAACAAAGAAAUUAAACUGCUGAUGAAUGAGCUUGAUGAGGAGAAAAGGAUUCGCUUGACUUUACAGAUGGAAAUUCAACGUAUGAAGAAGCACAUGUCUAAAUGAGUGGAGAACUUCACCAUCGUUAAAGACAGUGAAAUAAAUGUUUUUCUAAGAUAAAAAAAUAAUCAUCCUCGCUCCUUUUUGAUGAAAAGUAUAUUAGCCAAGAGGACUGCAUGUUUUUACUGAGUCAUUGCUGAAAAUUGGUGCGGUACAGUGGGAUUAGACUGGAUAUAAGAGAAGAAUAUCUGUUGACUGUUCCCACAGGAAAUGAGCAGUAGAAGGCCCUGUUAUACAUUCAAUUUGUUUUAUUUCUGUAGUUGGACUUAAAAACUAUGAAAUCUUAAAUCCUGUAGUGGGGUACAGGGGCGUAACACAAAAUUCUGGGCCGCCUAGAAAGGCACUUUGUACGGGCCCCUCCCUGCAUCCACAGCUAUUCAUUCUAGCAUCUUUUUGGGCCCUC
Molecule: messenger RNA, 1162 nt
Organism: Etheostoma cragini (Arkansas darter)
Lineage: Eukaryota; Metazoa; Chordata; Actinopteri; Perciformes; Percidae
Product: SH3 domain-containing kinase-binding protein 1
Exons: 8
Coding region: 91-765 (224 amino acids)
Source: RefSeq, a predicted model, not a curated record